Triticum aestivum (bread wheat) is the source of this 3336-nucleotide messenger RNA. RefSeq lists its product as uncharacterized. Gene Ontology annotation, molecular function: protein kinase activity; ATP binding. Gene Ontology annotation, biological process: positive regulation of growth; protein phosphorylation. The transcript is spliced from 15 exons. NCBI's taxonomy places the organism in Eukaryota, Viridiplantae, Streptophyta, Magnoliopsida, Poales, Poaceae. The record is from RefSeq and is a predicted model, not a curated record. The coding region runs from base 431 to 2683 and encodes 750 amino acids.
CGCCCCAGUUCCUUCCUCUGCGUGAUAAGAGGCAUCAACAUUUAAUUUCAAACAUCCCCCAGCUGGUUUUACCCAUUUCUCCUUUACAACACUGGUCACCUUCGCAGAAACUUUAGCGGAGACCCGGAGAGUCAACCUUCCGCCCCAGAUUCAUCUGUCCCUGCUCUACCCAUCAAAGGAAAAAAAAAAUCUAUCCCUGUUCUGUUCUGUAUUGCACGGGCGUAUCGUAUCCCCAGCAUCUUCGAUUCGAUUCAGGCUCUGCCCACGCCCAGCGCUGCAGAUUCAGAUGCUCCCAAUUUUUAUCCCAACUUUGGAGCAGAGAGGGCCAUCAUCCCAGCUGUUUGCAAGACUGGCUCGCAUAAGAGGGGGGGUGAUAAGGUAAACGGACCGCCGCCCAUAUCCGAGUGAUAUCUUUAUAGGAGUAAGAAAAAUGGGCAUCGAAACCAGUAAGCAUGCCAAUGCUUUCCUGCCAAACACUAUGGAUUUCGGUGAACUAGAGAACAUGCUACAAGAGCCAAGUGCCACACCAGUUUGCCUGCCGGUAGAGUUUCUGAAAGGCAUCACACGCGAUUUUUCCGUGGAGCAGGAACUGGGAAGAGGUGGGUUUGGUGUGGUUUACAAGGUUGGACAGGGGAUACUUCAAAACGGGAAAAUGAUUGCCGUGAAGAAGCUUUUCGACAUACAAGUAGAGGAUGAUCAAUUCCAGAACGAGGUCACCUACCUUAUUGGGGUUAAGCACCAAAACGUAGUACAGCUUGUAGGCUACUGCGCCGAAUCACGGUGGGAAGCGGCACAAGUAGGCGGGAGAUAUGUCAUGGCUGAGAUACGGAGCAGAUUGCUCUGCUUCGAGUAUCUAAACAACAACAGCCUUGCUAAGCAUAUUUCUGCUGAAUCUUGUGGACUUGAGUGGCACAUAAGAUGUAACAUAAUUAAGGGGGUUUGCAGCGGCUUGCAUUGCCUUCACGCGGAGUGCCGCAUUGUUCAUUUGGAUCUUAAGCCCCAAAAUAUAUUGCUGGAUGAUAAUAUGGUCCCCAAGCUUGCAGAUUUUGGCAUGUCUAGGCUCUUUGGUCAACAAGAGUCUCGAGUUAUCACCGAAAGCCGUGGGGGUACACUUGGAUACAUGGCACCAGAGUACAUAACAAAUGGAGUAAUCUCAACCAAGUCAGAUAUAUUCAGUUUGGGCAUUAUAAUCAUUGAGCUAAUGACGGGAAGCAGAGAAUAUCCCCAUAGUAGUGAAGCACUGUCUGAGCACUUCAUUGAGAAUGUGGUUGGAAAUUGGAGGCACAUAUUGGAAAAAACAAUGGGGCAUAAAACGCAGGAAAUAUGUUCCCAACAAGUAAACAGAUGCAUUGCAUUAGGACUUAAGUGUCUUAAUCCAGAUCCCGAUGAAAGGCCCUCUGCAUGGGAUAUGUUGCAAACUCUGAAUGAAUUGGAAAGCACAAAUGGUUGUUUUGACAAGAAUGAUGGACCAGCAGUAGUAACUUACGAAUCAGAAGUAGACACAAUUUUAGGGCGGGGCGAUGUAAAUUCCAGCAAUUUAGCCGCAAAAUUCGACAGGAUAUUGAGUAGAGCAUUCGCCCCAGGUUCUGCAAAUAUGAGCGCCGUUUUCCGCUCUGCUCCCAAAGGAAGAAGGAUAUUGAUCCAAGCUUUUGAGGUUGCCAACACAAUUGUCAUGGCCUCUAAUCUGAUAAAAUCCCUCUCUAAGCAAAGAAUAAGGCACCUGAAAGAGGGCGUGCUUAGGUCGGAAGGUGUUCGCUGUCUUAUUUUGGAAGAUUACAGUCAGCUGUCCCUUAUCAUUGAAGACGACAUACGAGAAGAGUUGAGACGAUUUUGUAUAGAGGUUGCCCGGUUUGGAGAUCUGUGUGAAGAUCCUCAAUGGCACAAUCUCGAUAGGUAUUUCUGUAGAUGCGGUUCUGCACUGACAGUGACAUCUAAGAACAACUCCAGUGAAGAAGCACCUCCCAGUUUGCAGUAUCUGAUAAAAUUGGCACAAAAUACAUGGGUUCUGCGCCAAGAAAUGCUAGCACUGGACAGACUUGAGCACGCUCAUUAUUUAGCAGCUGUUCCUGUUAAGAAACAAAUUGAUGCUAUCAAGAGCCAAAGGGGUGCGGUGAAGGUCUUAAAAAGGAAAUCGCUAUGGUCAAAGAUUAUGGAAGAUAUUGUAGAGAAACUUGUAGGGAUCGUGGACUUCAUCCAUCUUGAGAUCAACAGAGCUUUCUUGGAGAACCAUGCCGAGCAAUCAUCUGGAGAACUUCGUGUGGCUAAAAACCUCGCCAGAACGUUAGGGCCUGCUGGACUCGCGUUGCAUUACGCCAAUGUCAUUUUGCAGCUAAAAACUUUGGCAUUGACAUCACCAGCGGUUCCUCAGAAUGCUCGGGAGGCAUUGUACCAAGCACUGCCUCCUAGGAUCAAACCAGUCCUGCAUACCCAACUGCGGCGGCGUUUUCCCCUCAGAGAAAAGCAGACCAUGACGGUUGCAGAGGUGAGAGCUGAAAUGGACAGGGUAUUGCGAUGGCUUGUGCCAGCUGCGGAAUCCACGAGGCUUUACCUCGGAGAAUGGGCGAGGAGAGGGUACGCACCCUGUAAAUCUGUAAUCGUCCGACCGCUCGUCUCGUUUCUGUGUUUGCUCAUGCAACAGACGUAUAAACUGCAAUUCUCUGGCAGGCUGUCCCAUUUCUCAUGAAUCAAUCUCUUUUACAGGAUGGAGUGUGUCGAUGCCGACGAAGCGAACUGGUUCAAACAAGACAGUCAUAUCAGCGUCAGUUCCAUGCUUGCUCAUGCAGACGCCAAAGUGAGCAAGGUAGAGACGCUGUACUACGCCGACAAGGAGACGACCGAAGGUUACAUAGCGGAGCUUGUUCUGGCUCUUCAUCUUCUUGUUUCGCCUACUGUCGAGAAAUAAUGAGUCCAAGAUGAAGGCACUGAUGAAAAAUUGAUAUCAAUAUGAGCACAACUUGAAGCCUCUACAUUAACUUAUCCAAUCUAUGCUGUCGAAGCAAUGAGGGGAUAAGGCAGCCCCGGAUGCCUGAUUUUUCGGUUUCGGCCUCUUCAGAUGCGUCAAACAGUUGUAACGCCGAGGGAGAUGAGACGAUUCUUGUGAAGUUUCAGUUUUUAAGCAGGCUCUCGGUUGUCUCUGAGACUUAUCCAAGAACUCUGUUCGCUCGGUCUUGUGUAUAAUCGGCAACUAAAUGGUAACCUCAUCCUCACAUUUGUGCAGUUUGGUUCUCUACAUCUGCCUACAUAUUUUGUUUUAGAUUUUUAACACUCUUCUAUACACAAACUUUAUCUGUUAUUUGUGAUCUAUUGUACUAUAAAAAAAAUACUAUGACAAAUAAA